UCUAAUCAACAUCCUCAAAUUAAAAUAGCGCGCGAAAGAAUAUACUGUCUCCAAAUUGAAAGGAAGAAGGAGAUCGACAGAUGAGAAGUGUCCUUACGAACAAUGCACAUUCCCACUUUAUUCAAACAACAAUUCUGUUCGUUAGCCAACCCAGCAAGAUUACUGGAAGUUGGCAAUAUCUGUCUCACCCCAUCAACUCACUUGGACUCCUCUCUGUUUAUGAAAAUCUUGCAACUCUGCAUCGAAACAAAAGCCUCAAAACACGGUUGUUUGGUUCACAGCCACAUUAUAAGAAAUGGAUUGCAUUCAAGCCUCCACUUAAGCACCAAAUUGAUUAUCUUCUAUUCAAAACUGGGCGAUACAAAUAACGCUCGCAGGGUGUUUGAUAGAAUGUCUGCAAGAAAUGUGGUGACAUGGACAGCUCAAAUUUCUGGGUAUACACAAAAUGGAUAUUAUCAAGAUGCAUUGUUAUUUUUUAGAGAAAUGGGUCGAGCAGGAGCUAGAGCCAAUCAGUUUACUUAUGGGAGCGUUUUGAGGGCUUGUACAGGUUUGAGGUGUGUAGAGAGAGGGAUGCAAAUACAAGGAUGCAUACAGAAAAGUAGGUUUCUUGGCAAUGUUUUUGUGCAAAGUGCAUUGAUUGAUCUGCACUCCAAGUGUGGAAACAUGGAGGAUGCUUGCUAUUUAUUUGGAAUGAUGUCUGAGAGGGAUGUUGUUUCCUGGAAUGCAAUGAUUGGUGGAUAUGCUGUUCAGGGUUUUUCUGAUGAUUCAUUUCGAAUGUUUCAUUCAAUGAUGAGAGAAGGUGUGAUCCCUGAUUGUUUCACAAUGGGAAGUGUUUUAAAGGCAUGCAGUAGGGUUACUGACCUCAUCAAAGUCUGCCAAAUACAUGGAAUUAUCAUUCGACAAGGAUUUGGAUCUCACAUUUAUUUGAAUGGUUCACUAAUUGAUGCAUAUGCAAAAUGCAAAAGCAUAAAAAGUGCUCAGGAUUUAUACAAGAGCAUGCUAAAGAAAGAUGUAAUAUCUUUUACAGCUCUAAUGACUGGAUAUGCACGUGACAGUAACUAUAGCAGGGAGGCCUUAGAACUCUUACGAGAAAUUCAGCAGAUACACAUGGAGAUAGAUGAUGUUACCUUAUGCACUAUGCUUAAUAUAUGUGCUGAUGCAGCAUCCCUGGACAUGGGAAGACAAAUACAUGCUCUUGCUUUAAAAUAUAAACCCAAUUAUGAUGUUGCCAUGGGCAAUGCUUUGGUUGAUAUGUAUGCAAAAUCGGGAGAAAUUGAAGAUGCUACCCGAGCUUUUUAUGACAUAAAGGAGAAAAAUGUGAUUUCAUGGACUUCAUUGAUUACUGGAUAUGGAAAGCAUGGAUAUGGACAUGAAGCACUUGCUUUAUACAAGAAGAUGGAAUGUGAAGGUUUAAAACCAAAUGAUAUUACAUUCUUGUCUCUUCUUUUUGCUUGCAGUCAUUCAGGAAUGACUCGUGAGGGUUGGGAAUGCUUUAAUAAUAUGAUUAACAAAUAUGAUAUCCUACCACGAACUGAGCAUUUUUCUUGUAUUGUUGAUCUCUUUGCACGUGGAGGGCAGUUGGAAGCAGCUUAUAAUAUGAUAUGCAAAAUGGAUAUUAAGCCUAAUGCCUCAUUGUGGGGUGCCAUUCUGGGGGCAUGCAGUAUCUAUGGCAAUAUUUCUCUUGGAGAAGUGGCAGCUACUCAUCUUUUUAACAUUGAUCCUGAAAAUCCAGCAAAUUAUGUUGUUUUAUCGAGCUUAUAUGCUGCAGCUGGUGCAUGGGACAAUGCUUGCAAGAUGAGAAACUUAAUGGAAGAGAGAAGUUUGACAAAGAUUCCUGGAUAUAGCUUUGUACAAUCUACAAAGAAGAACAUGGCACUUUUACAGCCAAUUUGAAAAACAACAAGAUCUGCCAUAAUUUUCUUUUGAUAGAUUGGAAAUUCUGUGUCAAACAGUUCAUCUUGAUCAGAUGAAAAUGGUGGGAGAAAGUUCUUAUCUCAAUAAUUGAGUUAAACUAGAGCUCCUGGUUCACAUUCAAAUGCUUCUAGUCUUCUCAACUCAGUUCAGGCAUCUUCCAUUUGUCUCCAGUGCAGCUGCAGACCAGAGCUGGAAUUACAUAGGCUGAUGUUUGCUUCUAAUCAAUGAGAAUGUGGAUUGCAAGCUGCUUCUUUGUGCCUCUAUGUCUAAUCAGGAUACUUAUCGCCUUCAUGACGAAAUGGUUCAUCGAUGCAAAUUUUUCUUAUGAAGUGACUGGGUGCACAAGUUGUGUGCUUUUUCAGAAAAGCACAUGUAACUCAAAUUUACUAGAUAUGAGAAGGAAGAGGAAAAUGAUCUGAUAAGUGAUAACAGUUGAAGGGUUGGGAAAAAUGCACUGCUAAUGAAGUGAUGGUAUGAAGUUUAAGACAGCGAGAUGGAUGCAUAAAAUUUGAACACUUCAAGAAAUAACGACUUGAAGAAAAACAAGACCUGCAGCGUGAAUUGCAGUUUGUUGCUUUUUGAGAUUAUUUUGAGUUAGCUAGUUUUAACUUUUAAGGUCAGAGGCAUUUGCAGUUUACAACCCUUUUGAGGUCGACGUCAUGUCGUUUGAACAAGGAUGACUUGUUUGUUUUCCGUGGAUUGUGAAGUAAGUCCAGCAAUAAAAUUGCAACUCUCUUUUCAAUAUUGCAUUUGUUUGAACCUCUUUGAUCAAUUAAUCAUUCAAUUUGAUCUUUGCCAUUAA
This is a messenger RNA of Jatropha curcas, 2716 nucleotides long. RefSeq names its product PPR superfamily protein. Gene Ontology annotation, biological process: RNA modification. NCBI's taxonomy places the organism in Eukaryota, Viridiplantae, Streptophyta, Magnoliopsida, Malpighiales, Euphorbiaceae. The record is from RefSeq and is a predicted model, not a curated record. Gene Ontology annotation, molecular function: RNA binding; protein binding.